AAAGCUGCAACAUAGAAUUGGGAAGCUCCAAACUGGCCUCAAUUCUGAAUUUCUCCAAAUGUGAACGUGGAAAAGAAUCAAACUUACCACACACCAUCCCGACACUCCUUUUACGUUCAUCGCACUCCUUGUACAAUAUCAAUUGUGACAACAAGGCGUCGCAGGUGCAUACAUUAGAUCCUCCGCCCCAACCGAUAUACCACUCCGUUUCUCUGCGCUUCUUCCACCAUGAUCUCCGACGACGACUUGUACUCGCUCGCCAUCUUCCUUGGCUCGGUGGCCAUGGUUCUCAUUGUGUUGUACCAUUUCUUCGAGGUCAAUUCACGCGAGGACAGCGCACUCGCUGAGAAAGCUGCCAAAUCGACACCGGCGCAACAACCUGCAGCAGUUGGGAAACAAUCAGGCACGACAAAAUGACAGGAGACGGACCGUACCAAAGGACACGGGCGUUUUCAUAGAUCUGGGCCGGUUACGAAGAGUGCAAAGUCAUAAUCAUGACCGGCGUUUAGUAUAGUGAUAUGGAAGCAAAACACGCACAUAAAAUACACCCAAAGUGCCUAUGAGCUGGAAGUGCUCUCCAAUCGAGCAAUGUGGUGGACGUCAACUCGACAUCUAUGAGUGGGUAAUUCUGGAAGAUGGAUUAAAGUUAUAAGGAAAUCAUUGCCACAACUUCCCAAGGCCUAAAUGUUGAUUGCUUCUAUAUGUGGUCUUAUAGUCACCCCAUAAACAAUAAAAUUGAGUAGGCCCAAUCAUGUUCAACUUGCACAGAACCACGCAUUCACUUGGGGUUCUUUAUGUUGGCAAGAAUAACGUAGGCUUAGCUGCGAAAGAAUCAAACUAAGGCGCCAAUAACAUGCCAAUAUCGUUUCAGGUCUAGGUCCACAUUGUAGCAUUCUCUAUUUUCGGUAGCCGAUUGUUG
Molecule: messenger RNA, 919 nt
Organism: Hypoxylon trugodes
Lineage: Eukaryota; Fungi; Ascomycota; Sordariomycetes; Xylariales; Hypoxylaceae
Product: Oligosaccaryltransferase-domain-containing protein
Exons: 2
Coding region: 229-417 (62 amino acids)
Cellular component (GO): oligosaccharyltransferase complex
Source: RefSeq, a predicted model, not a curated record